AUGUCCGGUGUUACUAGCGGCGACUAUGCCAACUACACCGUCCUCAUGCCGCCCACCCCGGACAAUCAGCCGUACAGCGGCGGCGGUGGCGCGCCGUCCUCCACGUCGACGGGUGGUGGCUCCAGGCCAGACGACUUCCCCUUGCCUCCCUAUGGCCCGUCGGCGUCCCCUAAGAUCGUCAACCGGCGCGGGGGCGCCGGCGGGGACGACGUCGCCGGGGGCGUCAGCAGCAAGAUGGACCGGCGGCUGUCGACGGCGCGCGUGCCGGCGCCGUCCAAGUCGCUGCUGGUGCGGAGCCAGACCGGGGACUUCGACCACAACCGGUGGCUGUUCGAGACCAAGGGCACGUACGGCAUUGGCAACGCGUACUGGCCGCAGGACAACAGCGCGUACGCCGCCGCCGACGGCGGCGGCGGCGCGGGCGGCGGCCCCGUCAAGAUGGAGGACCUCGUGGACAAGCCGUGGAAGCCGCUCAGCCGGAAGGUGGCCAUUCCGCCCGGCAUUCUCAGCCCCUACAGGUUGCUGGUGCUGGUGCGCUUCAUCUCGCUGUUCCUGUUCCUGAUCUGGCGCGCGACGAACCCCAACCUGGACGCGCUGUGGCUGUGGGGGAUCUCCAUCGUGUGCGAGUUCUGGUUCGCCUUCUCGUGGCUGCUGGACCAGAUGCCCAAGCUGAACCCGAUCAACCGGGCCGUCGACCUCACCGCGCUCCGGGAGAAGUUCGAGUCCGUGACGCCGGCCAACCCGACGGGCCGCUCCGACCUCCCCGGGCUCGACGUCUUCAUCUCCACCGCCGACCCCUACAAGGAGCCGCCCCUGACGACUGCCAACUCGCUGCUCUCCAUCCUCGGCACCGAGUACCCCGUGGAGAAGCUCUUCGUCUACAUCUCCGACGACGGCGGCGCGCUGCUGACCUUCGAGGCCAUGGCGGAGGCGUGCGAGUUCGCCAAGGUGUGGGUGCCCUUCUGCCGCAAGCACUCCAUCGAGCCGCGCAACCCGGACUCGUACUUCAACCAGAAGGGAGACCCCACCAAGGGCAAGAAGCGGCCGGACUUCGUCAAGGACCGGCGGUGGAUCAAGCGCGAGUACGACGAGUUCAAGGUCCGCAUCAACGGGCUGGCGGACCUCAUCCGCCGGCGCGCCAACGCCAUGAACGCCCGCGAGCGCAAGCUCGCCCGCGACAAGCAGCAGGCCGCCGCCGACGUCCCGGCCGUCAAGGCGACCUGGAUGGCCGACGGCACCCACUGGCCCGGCACCUGGCUGGACCCGGCCCCCGACCACGCCAAGGGCGACCACGCGAGCAUAGUGCAGGUGAUGAUCAAGAACCCUCACUACGACGUGGUCCCCGGCGACGCCUCGUCGCACCCGUACCUGGACUUCACCGGCGUGGACGUGCGCGUGCCCAUGUUCGUGUACCUCUCGCGCGAGAAGCGCCCCGGGUACGACCACAACAAGAAGGCCGGCGCCAUGAACGCCAUGGUGCGCGCGUCGGCCAUCCUCUCCAACGGGCCCUUCAUGCUCAACUUCGACUGCGACCACUACAUCUACAACUGCACGGCCAUCCGCGAGGCCAUGUGCUACAUGCUCGACCGCGGCGGCGACCGCAUCUGCUACAUCCAGUUCCCGCAGCGCUUCGAGGGCAUCGACCCCUCCGACCGCUACGCCAACCACAACACCGUCUUCUUCGACGGCAACAUGCGCGCGCUCGACGGCCUGCAGGGCCCCAUGUACGUCGGCACCGGCUGCCUCUUCCGCCGCUACGCCGUCUACGGCUUCAACCCGCCGCGCACCAACGAGUACCGCGGCAUCUACGGCCAGGUCAAGGUGCCCGUCGCCGACCCGCACGGCCACCCCGAGGAGCACCCGGACCACGAGGCGCCGCAGCGCUUCGGCAAGUCCAAGAUGUUCAUCGAGACCAUCGCCGUGGCCGAGUACCAGGGCCGCCCGCUGCAGGACCACCCGUCGGUGCAGAACGGCCGGCCCCCCGGCGCGCUGCUCAUGCCGCGCCCGCCGCUGGACGCGGCCACCGUGGCGGAGUCCGUGGCGGUCAUCUCCUGCUGGUACGAGGACGGCACCGAGUGGGGGCUGCGCGUCGGCUGGAUCUACGGCUCCGUCACCGAGGACGUGGUCACCGGCUACCGCAUGCACAACCGCGGCUGGCGCUCCGUCUACUGCAUCACCCGCCGCGACGCCUUCCGGGGCACGGCGCCCAUCAACCUCACCGACCGCCUCCACCAGGUGCUGCGCUGGGCGACGGGCUCCGUGGAGAUCUUCUUCUCCAAGAACAACGCGCUCCUGGCCUCCCGGCGGCUCAAGUUCCUGCAGCGCCUCUCCUACCUCAACGUCGGCAUCUACCCCUUCACCUCCCUCUUCCUCAUCAUGUACUGCCUCCUGCCGGCGCUGUCCCUCUUCUCGGGGCAGUUCAUCGUGGCCACGCUCGACCCGACCUUCCUCUGCUACCUCCUGCUCAUCACCAUCACGCUCAUGCUGCUCUGCCUGCUGGAGGUCAAGUGGUCCGGGAUCGGCCUCGAGGAGUGGUGGCGCAACGAGCAGUUCUGGGUCAUCGGCGGCACGUCGGCGCACCUGGCGGCCGUGCUGCAGGGCCUGCUCAAGGUCAUAGCGGGCAUCGAGAUCUCCUUCACGCUCACCGCCAAGGCGGCGGCCGAGGACGACGACGACCCCUUCGCCGAGCUCUACCUCGUCAAGUGGACGUCGCUCUUCAUCCCGCCGCUCGCCGUCAUCGGGAUCAACAUCAUCGCGCUCGUCGUCGGCGUGUCGCGCGCCGUGUACGCCGAGAUCCCGCAGUACAGCAAGCUGCUGGGCGGGGGCUUCUUCAGCUUCUGGGUGCUGGCGCACUACUACCCAUUCGCCAAGGGGCUCAUGGGGCGGCGCGGCCGCACGCCCACCCUCGUCUACGUCUGGGCGGGGCUCAUCUCCAUCACCGUCUCCCUGCUCUGGAUCACCAUCAGCCCACCGGACGACAGGAUCACACAGGGCGGCAUCGAUGUGUGAUCACUCGCCAAUGCAACGCAAGAUCAUUAUUGUUUUUGCAGUGUCACAUUUAAUUUCUUGUUUCUGGAUGCAAGCAGUAAGAUAAAGGUAGCUAGGCAGGGCAAGAGUCCUUUAUUCUGUACCAUGUAGGGGCUAGUGUACAAACAAACAGAGAUG
Molecule: messenger RNA, 3165 nt
Organism: Panicum virgatum (switchgrass)
Lineage: Eukaryota; Viridiplantae; Streptophyta; Magnoliopsida; Poales; Poaceae
Product: putative cellulose synthase-like protein D5
Exons: 2
Coding region: 1-3009 (1002 amino acids)
Biological process (GO): plant-type primary cell wall biogenesis; cellulose biosynthetic process
Cellular component (GO): trans-Golgi network; plasma membrane
Molecular function (GO): mannan synthase activity; cellulose synthase (UDP-forming) activity
Source: RefSeq, a predicted model, not a curated record